This is a messenger RNA of Mixia osmundae IAM 14324, 1685 nucleotides long. RefSeq lists its product as uncharacterized. Gene Ontology annotation, molecular function: nucleic acid binding. The transcript is spliced from 2 exons. Lineage: Eukaryota; Fungi; Basidiomycota; Mixiomycetes; Mixiales; Mixiaceae. The record is from RefSeq and is a predicted model, not a curated record. The coding region runs from base 118 to 1593 and encodes 491 amino acids.
UACCAGAUCGGCAGUGUAGCAGUACUUCAUAUGACAGUAGAGCUACGUGCCUCAGUGUGACACGGCGGGCGCGCCCAUAGUCUGCCCAAUUGGUCGUCUCAGCUUGCUCACAUUGGCAUGGUCAACGAGCAAGAUGUUAGUGGCCAACCUGUGCCAUCACAGGCGCGCAAGCAGGGUCUCGAUCCAGGUCAGGCACCCAUCGUCCAUCCCAAAGGCUUGACACACUAUUUGGACCGAUACUCGAGCAAGUGGUCGGCGUACGAUGCCUUUACAAGUGCAGAUAAUGGUCUCAGUCCAUUGAGCUACGAGUUCUCGCCCUAUGUGGCGCCCGCUGUGAACCUGACCGCUCCUGCGUCGGCGGACAUGACACGAUCAAGGAUCGCGCGCCCAAGCUAUGUGACCAGAGCGAGCGAUUCGUCAUGUAGCUCGUCUACAAGCAAGCUCGGUGACGCCCCUCCCAGCGAUGUCGGGUCGAUACAAACGAUCUUCUGGGAUGGUGGCGGCGCGCAACAAUCGCUUGAGCCUGCUACCAUCUACGAUGGCCCAGGCAAGGUCUUUGUCCCCCCGCCCAAGCAUCUAGAUGAGGUGACGCUCCGCUCGCACGUCGAGACUCGAGGUCACCGUGGUCUUCAUUCCGACGAGAGCUUACCCAUACCGCCUGCGGUCACACUGCAAACAAGUAACGCCUUCAAGCCCAACAUGCGCGGAUUGGGCCAGUACGACAAGAAGACCGGACUCAAGUCGACCAACAUGCAGGCCCUCACGCCUCCUCGACUCCGAAGCCGCUGGUACAUGGAGCCUGUCAAGUUCGUCCGAGGCAAGAAGCAGGAUCUCAUCUCGAAGGAUAAAACGAGCAAAUCCAUACUCAAGCUGCCUAUGCACAGAGCAGAGGCAUCGCAGGCAGUCAAUUCGUUGACGAGCGCAUUGAAGGGUACCACACUCGCUGGCGGUAGGCCAGAUGAGCCGGACGAUGAGGAGGAUGUCAUUCUCGUGUCCGUGCCGCCGCCUGACAAUCGCCUUUCUACGCCUGUCCGUUUCUGCUCGCCCUCGCCCUUUAUCUUUGGCGGCGCGGUAGCCAUACACUCCUUUGCACCUGUUCUAUCGCCAGAGAUCACCCAUUUGAGCCCCAUCGCCACGCCUGAUAAGGCCAUGUUGUCGAGGACGGCAGGCAAAGCGAGCACGUCUGCGCAGAGUUACAGAAAUAUCGAUCCAGCAGACUCAGAAGAUGAUGAGGAGGAUGAUCAGAUGCAGGGUGAAAAGGACAAUGACAGCGACAGGGAUGACGAUGACUUUGACGAUGGGGCGCUCAGACCUGUGGAUGGCGCCGGUUCGGACAGCGAGUCUCACGGAUCUGACGAUGCCUUUGGCGGAGCGUACUACCCGGGCGGCUAUGUGCUCACUCCGCAGGAACGCAGAAAGGGGUCCACUAUUCUGGGCAAACAUGCACCCAAGCUAGACAGCGACAAUGUUGGGUACGGCCUCCUCGAGAAGAUGGGAUGGAAGCAGGGCGACCAUCUUGGCAGGACUGAAGGGGCGAGCGCAGACAUUGUUGCAGUCAAGAUCAAAGUGUGCAAGAGCGGCAUCGGCAGAUAGAGCUGUGCACGACUUCAUAGCAGUAGCAGCUGUGCAUCUUAGAUUGUUGUCGACAAGAGCAAAGCAAGCACUUCCUCACUCGUCACAGCGGC